AAAUAUCAUUACCCCCAAAUAAUCAAUUUAGGCCGAUCAAGAUUGAACUCGCACGGCACCACCCGCCUGGCUGCCGCCAUCUCCAGCCGUAAUUGGAGAGAAAAAGGGGAAGUGAGAGAUAUCGAGGGAUGUUAGUUGGGAUCGCAAAACAAGUUCAAGAUUAAGCUCUUCCUUCAUUUUUGAGGACAAUUUAUUAAUACAGAAAUCUUGCGAGCUCAAAAGGAGUUUUUCUUCAUCUGAUAAAAGGGAUGUCGCAGAAAUUCUCUGCCACACUCAGAAUUGGGGAUUUGAAUGAUUACAUAGCUCCCUCACAGGGCUGUGUAGUUUCCCUCAAAGCUAAUUCUAAUAGAAUCAACAAAUCCGAGAAUGUGGGAAAAGCUGGAGCUUUGAGCAAACCAGUACAAACAGAACCCGUCAAAAUUUCUCUCAAAGAUUGCUUGGCUUGCAGUGGGUGCAUUACAUCAGCAGAAACAGUCAUGCUUGAGAAGCAGAGCUUAGAUGAGUUCCUUUCCAAUUUGGAAAAGGGAAGGACGGUUAUUGUCUCUCUCUCCCCCCAGUCUAGGGCCGCUCUCGCUGUUCAUUAUGGACUUUCUUCACUUCAGGUUUUCAGGAAGCUCACAACACUUUUUAAGUCUCUGGGUGUGAAAGCUAUAUUUGAUACCAGCUGCAGUAGAGACUUGACCCUAAUAGAAUCUUGUAACGAGUUUAUGGUGCGAUAUAAGCAAUCCCAAUGUACUAGUAGUGGUGAGUCAAAGCCACCUUUACCUAUGAUUUCUUCCGCAUGUCCAGGUUGGAUAUGUUAUGCUGAGAAGACCCUUGGUUCUUACAUUCUUCCAUACAUUUCUUCAGUCAAGAGCCCCCAACAAACUAUUGGUGCAGUCGUCAAGAAUUUUAUAUGGCCAAAGCUAAGUGUAAGACCAGAAGAUAUAUACCAUGUGACUGUAAUGCCAUGUUAUGACAAGAAGCUCGAGGCUGCUCGUGAGGAUUUUGUGUUUCAAGUGGAUACAGAUAGUGAAAAAAUUACGGAGGUUGAUUCAGUUUUGACAACAGGAGAGGUUUUGGAUUUGAUACAGUUAAAAGCAGUUGAUUUUCAAUCCUUGGAAGAGUCCCCCCUAGAUAAAUUGUUCACAAAUAUUGAUGAGGAGGGCCAUCUUUAUGGCGUUCAUGGAAGCUCUGGAGGAUAUGCAGAGACCAUUUAUCGUCAUGUUGCAAAAGUGCUUUUAGGUCAAGAAGUUGAAGGGCCUUUAGCAUUCAAGACUAUAAGGAAUUCUGAUUUCCAAGAAGUGAGCCUAGAAGUGAAUGAUAAAUCUGUCCUGAAAUUUGCAUUAUGUUAUGGUUUCCGGAACCUGCAGAAUGUUGUUAGGAAAUUGAAAAUGGGGAAGUGCGACUACCAUUUCUUGGAGAUCAUGGCAUGCCCUUCAGGAUGCUUAAAUGGCGGCGGACAAAUAAAGCCACAACCUGGGCAGUCGGGGAAAGAGUUGAUUCAGCUGUUGGAGACGGCUUAUGUAGAAAAUGUUGUGGUUGCUGAUCCUUUCAACAAUCCCAUCAUAAAGGGACUAUACAGUGAGUGGCUUGAACAGCCUGGUUCAGAGAAAGCAAAGAGGUACCUGCAUACUGAAUAUCAUCCUGUAGUGAAAAGUAUCACUUCGCAGUUGCAGAACUGGUGAGGGAUGCAAAAUAUCAGCUUUUAACUGAUUGGCUAAGUUCCAACUGUUCCCUUCUGGUGUUUUUCUGCAAGAGCUUCCCAAUCGGGUUUUGAUAUUACACUGAAUUAUUCACGAUCUAUGUUCAUGAGUCUGCACCAUAAUUUUGGGAGUCCAAUUUUGGUAGUGAAAGUGUUCACCCCAUACUGUAAAUAUUUUGUCUUGCAAAUUACACAGUAGUCUAGGUUGCAAAACAUUGUUCCCCAUCUGGAUUGGAGUAGUAGUGCUGUACGUUUCAUAUCCCACAACCCCUGAUCUUUAUUUAUUUGGCCACUUAGUUUGUAUUCGUUAGAAGUGUGACACAACUUUUUAUAUGCCAAUAGUAAAUAUCACCAGAA
Messenger RNA from Solanum verrucosum, 2041 nucleotides. Its product is annotated as protein NAR1. Bases 249 to 1667 code for a protein of 472 amino acids. The transcript has 11 exons. The record is from RefSeq and is a predicted model, not a curated record. Gene Ontology annotation, cellular component: cytosol. Gene Ontology annotation, molecular function: 4 iron, 4 sulfur cluster binding. Lineage: Eukaryota; Viridiplantae; Streptophyta; Magnoliopsida; Solanales; Solanaceae.